This is a messenger RNA of Lotus japonicus, 1407 nucleotides long. RefSeq lists its product as uncharacterized. NCBI's taxonomy places the organism in Eukaryota, Viridiplantae, Streptophyta, Magnoliopsida, Fabales, Fabaceae. The transcript has 3 exons. The coding region runs from base 1 to 1407 and encodes 468 amino acids. The record is from RefSeq and is a predicted model, not a curated record.
AUGGGUGUUUCUACGGCUUUGCAUCCAGCAAGGGAGUACUCUAAUCAAAGGAGUUAUGGUCAAGAUCAAAAACCUCAACCCUCUCAAGAGCAAGGAAGUGGGAAGAAGAGCCUAGAAGAAAUUGUGGGAGAACUGGCCCAAGCUACUAGCAAGCUUCAGGUGUCCACAGAUAGCUUCAUAAAUGAGUCUAGAAAUAACUUCAAAAACCAGGAGGCUUCAAUCAAAAAUCUGGAGAAUCAGGUCGGUCAAAUUUGCAAACAAUUAUCUGAGAGACCUCCAGGUAUGUUUUCUAGUAACACUGUGCCUAGUCCUAGGGAGAAUAUUUCUGCUGUUACUCUAAGAAGUGGAAAAGUUAUGCAUGAAAUUGAAGCUGGAAAUAAAAGUGAAUUUGAAGUAAUAAACCUCCCAUUCUCUGAAGUUUUAGAAAAGAUGCCUCAAUAUGCCAAGUUCAUGAAGGAGAUACUAUCUAAGAAAAGGAGCUUGAGUGAAGAGAAUGAUAUCGUUGAGCUGACUGAGGAGUGUAGCGCUAUUUUGCAAAGGAAGCUUCCACCCAAACGAAAGGAUCCAGGUAGUUUCACUCUACCUGUUAACUUUGGGGCUUCAAAGGAAGUGAGAGCUUUAUGUGAUUUAGGGGCAAGCGUCAACUUAAUGCCCCUAUCAAUGUUCGAGCGACUUAAUGUUGGAGAGCUGAAGCCAACAAUGAUGAUGCUUCAACUAGCAGACCGCUCCAUGGUGACUCCUUGGGGAGUUUUUGAAGAUGUGCUAGUGAGAGUAGGAGAGUUUGAGUUUCUGGUGAAUUUUGUGAUAAUUGAUAUGGACGAGGACUCUAAAAUACCAUUGAUUCUGGGAAGACCGUUCCUAGCCACUUCACAAGCGAAAAUAAAUGUGGGAAAAGGAACAAUAUCUUUAAGGGUAGCUGAUGAGAAAAUUACUUUCACCAUAUUUGACCUGAAGCCAAAGAAAAUUGAGAAGAAUGAUGCAUUCUUGGUGGAGAUGAUGGACGAGUGGAGUGAUGAGAAGUUGAAGCAGUUCUUCCUUAAAGAAAAAGCUGGAGCAUCAAAUAAGAAGAAAAAGAAGAACACGCAGAGCGACCAAACUGAGAAAGUCUACUCAAUGAGCAUGAUUGUCAACUCAGAGCAGAAGGAGGAGAACCUGAGAAAUCAAGCUGAACCAGUUCAUCUUGAAAGCGUUGUGGCCAACAUGGAGCGGAAAGAGGAGAAAGCGAAAGGAGAAUCCUUCAUAUGGAAGCCAAAACAUAAGAAAGAUGAUAAACCUCCUAUCCCUUUUAACUCUAAAUUGAAUAACUGUGUUCAUGCUUUUGAGAUUGCUUGCAAGAACAUGGUGAAAAUGUGUGCUGAGUUUAAGGAACCCGGAAGUGCAACGCACUAUGGGGUAAACCCCGGAUAG